AUGGGACCACUUGGAAGUCGGAACGUGGAAACUAAUGUUAAAGUUGAAUGCUUUUAUCCACGAUUCCUGAUGUUGCUGUUAAAUGAUAAGAUGACUGAAGCCGACAAGAACUUCUACUUCAAUGCUGAGAGACUCAAUGUCAAACAGACCAGUCUCAAGUUGAUCAACAAGCUGGCUAAAGGAAGUAAGUACAACGCAGUACCACUCAUUGUUACUCCAUUUAUGUUGGAAAGGUUCAAUGCUCAAGUUGUUCCUUAUCAAGUUCAAGUGGCUCAACAACAACAACAACAACAGCAACAAGAUCAACAACCACCUCAACCUCAAGAUCCACAACAACAACAAUCACCAGAUCAAUCCCCUGACCAAUCACCAGUUCAAUCACCUAUCCCCCAACGACAGUUUCCAUCAUAUGAAGAUGAGCCUCUACCUUUUGACUUCUUCGAAGCUCAACCAUCUUCAUCUGCACCCACACAACCUACUGCUCAACCACAAUAA
Molecule: messenger RNA, 495 nt
Organism: Daucus carota subsp. sativus
Lineage: Eukaryota; Viridiplantae; Streptophyta; Magnoliopsida; Apiales; Apiaceae
Exons: 1
Coding region: 1-495 (164 amino acids)
Source: RefSeq, a predicted model, not a curated record